Parnassius apollo (apollo) is the source of this 201-nucleotide messenger RNA. Lineage: Eukaryota; Metazoa; Arthropoda; Insecta; Lepidoptera; Papilionidae. The record is from the annotation of a GenBank genome assembly.
AUGAUGCACAAACGUUUAAAAUUUUUGAAAGUAUAUACAGGCGAAGGAUUAACAAAAGCUCUCAUUGCAUCUAAAGAUAUAGCUGAAGAAGCUGAACUAAACCCGGAGUUUGAAAGAAAACGUUCUCAUAUGAAAAUGAAGAUGACGCAUCUACGGAUCCGGAAAUGUUACUUAGAACAAAUGUUUUCCAACCAAUAUUAA